AUGGCAACGAGGAGCCGAAGAAGUGGUGCUGGAUCAGAUACUCUUAACCCAGCAAUGAUUUAUUUGUUGGGUACGGGUAGACUGAAAAAAGAAUUGGAACAGCGGGGCUUGGACAUCACGGGCAAUAAAAAUUUGCUUGCAGAUCGUUUGCAGCAAGCAGUUGAUCUGGAACGUAUGGGGCAUCAUUCGUAUUCUCCGCCACCCGUCACUGAGAAAUGUCCUCGAAAAACAGCAACAAAAAGAACAGCAAAAGCGAAAGCGCAAGUGGAAGUUAGCGAAAACGAGGUAUUGGCUGACGAAUCAGAACCAGUAAUAACAUCACCGCAGGCAAAAAAGAAGAAGGUUGAUCAGAGUGAAGCGGAACGGAUCGAAGAGAUCGAAAUCGUUGAAGAAUCGUUUUCAAUCGAAUUUUCAGAUGAAACUUCCACGGAUCUGAAUGCAGUAGCUGGAGUUUCAUCUUUGCCUUCUGAAAAACCAGCUGACUUAGAAGCACCAGUAAACAACACUAAGAAGAGUCAGUCUAAAAGCAAAAAAACUUCUCCAACUCGCAAAAAACCUUCUACUAAAAAAUCAAGUUAUCAGAGAUUAUCUAAAGAUGAUUCUACGGAAGCGCCUGCGGCUCAUCGUACAAGGAGAAGUAGUGAGGAGAUGAAGCUGGAAAUAGCGGAAGAAAACGAAUCAACGGAUAGUACAGACAGUGAACAAGAGGAACAGCUGGGAUUGAAAUUGAAGAUCGAUAUGAAAAACAAAAAGAUUGAAAAAGAGAAAUCGGUUACAAAGGUCAGAAAAGAAAAGGAAGCGGAGAAAAAUUAUUCAGCUGAGAAUGAAUCGAACGACUCAAAACCAAAAAAAGGUCUCGUUCUGAAAUUGAAACUCGAUCUCAACAAGAGCAUUCGUAUGUCGGAAAGUGAGCCGAAGAAAGCACCACCGUCGGUGUUGAUAAAGACCGUUACGGUAGAUUCUGAUUCUGAAACGAGCAAGGCGGCCAGUGGGUCAGAAAGGAGUUCGGCCAAAGAAGAGGGCGAAUCGAGCAAACUGGUCAUAAAAUUACCGAGCGAUCGUUCGUGUGGUUCAGCGUCACCUCUUUCACAAAUCAGUCCAUCGAAUUCAUCAACAGAUAUGAGUAAGGGGAAACAACAGUCAUCGGAAAGUAGUGCAGUUGAUAAGUCCAAAGUCUUAUCAUCAGAUGCCGAAAAGAAGAAAGCAUCGUUAAGUCGCAAGAAGAUCCCGUUGCGUAUGCAGGCACCAAUUGAUGUGCUUGAUUCCAUUUUCGAUAAACAGACGGAAUUAUUGUCGAGCAAGUUCAAAACUGAACAGGAGAAAGCGGAUGAAAGACAGAAAAUUGAAAUGGAAAAGCGCCGUUUGAGUGGAGCAAGCAACAUCGGAUUGGGACCAAUGAUCGAUCGACGAAAAUAUCCUUUGACUUCCCAACAGCAUCAGCCUUCACAACACCACUCUCCUAUUUCACCAAGAUUCAGUACACAUCCACAAAAAAAUCGUUCGUUGUCGGAUGAUCGAAUGCAACAGCUAUCGCGAUUACCAGCUCCCCCACCGCCCCCUAACCUAUCCUCUUUACCGCCUCCCCCACCACCACCACCCGCACUCCCUCCGAGCCGUUUACCCCCUCCACCUCCGCCACCCAAGCCAACAUACGCUAAUGUAACGCCGAUAGAAGAUGCACUGUUGUCACCGUUAUCGCGUCCACCCUCAGUACCACCGUAUUCGUCGCCAACACCCGCCUCGGCAUCAAUCAAGCACUAUCCCGAUGUGCCGUCAACGUCGGCGAUCGCCUCACAACUCUCCUCUUCCGACCUAUCACCAGACCGUAUCAAAGAAAUGGCAUCUGCGCUACAAGCGGUUUUUGCACGGAUUGGUGAUGCAAAUUCGAUGAAACUCCCAAUCAGUAACGACGACGACGCAGCCGUAAAUGAUUAUUCAUUUGAUAGCUUGCAGUUGUCAUCAUCCUCGUUCCUUCAACAACAUGCUGAUAGGAGACUUGAUGAACUUCGUACGUCGUCAGAUUUAGCGGAGACUGAAGCUGAAACUCCGAACUCAGAUAGCAUUGUUGAUGAUGCAAAAGUGGAACCGUCUUCAUCUAAUGUAUUCAUUCCUCCUCCUGCAGCCACUCACCUCAUACCACUUCCUCAAACUGAACCAACAGCGAAUUUACUGACUUCGAACAUUUUGGAAGUAAUACCACUUCCCGAUGAUGUUGAUCGGCAACGAUCACCACCAAAUGAGUUGAUAAGCAUGCCUGUUGUAAGUGCUCCUAUAACAACCCCAAUUGAUACGUCUCUUUCAAAUUAUCAAUCAGAUGAGUCAAAACCGAUGUCAACUGCGAAUGUCACCAAACAACAAACAGUCCAGUCGACAGCCGUCAUCGAUCACAACAUAAGCGUUGAUUCGGAUGAGUGUGCUAUCUCAAAACCAAACAGCGAUGACGAAAUAAGGCGAGAUGUCAGUACAACCUUAAAUUCAGUGCUUCAGAUGGCUUCGGGUUCCGGUGAAACUAAACUGACGCCAUUGGCCUUAAAUGAAGACGUUAAUAUGACCGAUGAAACAAGAGCGCAGUCCAGUGAUGAGCUGCCAAUACCUAGCUCGAGUUGUGAGAUGAGUCAACUCGAAAAGGAUGUGCGUAGCAUCCUAAUGGAGCUAGUGGCCACGGUGGUAGCAUCCUAUGAGUUGUUAUCAUUCAACGAAAAUGUUUUGCAUUUCUCAUCGAGCAACUCGAGUGAAGAAGAACAUCCCAAAGAGAAUAUUUCUGAUGAAGCAUCCAUCUCACCAAAUACCGUCUCCACUGAUCAGGAUAAAGAAUCAACAAACGAUUCAACCGCCAACUCCACUUCAAAGGAACCGGGGACUGAAAGCAAGCCUGAUAUCUGCGAGAAAUUACUGCGUGAUCCACGCUUAUUACUCCAGAAGGCAUCGGCUGUUUUGAAGAAUUUAACUUCACAAGAAAAUGUUAAUGAGGAACACGGUCAACACUACGAGCAGAUAACUCCUGAUCCAGACUAUGAGAUUCCAGAGGAGGACAAACCGUUACCUGAAUUUCAUGGUGAACCGGUGCCCGAUUCAGAUGAUGACAUCAUCAUUGAGGGAGUUUCAAAGCGAAAGUCGAAUGCGGCCAAGAAGAACUCAGUGCAAGAAGAGGAGCCAAUCCCUGGUGACGAACAUGUUGAACUGGACUUCUAUAAUGCCGAUUUGCACAUCAAGGCAAGUGAGACUGAUCGUAUGAUAAUCGAUCCGGACAACGGUGACGGAUUUGCAUUGAUGUGGGGUGGUGUUCGUUCGACGUACGGUAUUCGUGUACCUCGGCAGUUCGACGAUUCAUUCCCUGUUACCGUUUUCCAAGCGAAGGUUCUUGAGCACUUAACGAUGAAGCACAUUCCCUUCGAAGAGGUGGAUGCCUUCGACGCUCGUAUUGGUUGGUCACUGCAAAAUACACAAACGAUCCUAGGAGAAUCAGCACAUUCGUACUCGUUCAGUUUGACGGCGCGGAAAGCACUCGGAAACGUUUUUACGGAUUACGGUGAGCCGUUCCAGAUCGGUGAUAUCAUCACAACUGCUGUUGAUUUGGCCAAAGGCGAGAUAUCCUACUGGAUAAAUAAGCAGUGGAUGGGCGUUGCCUUCUCUGAGGUUCAUUUAAUGCCCGAUGAAGCACUCUUCCCUCAUAUUUGCACAAAGAACUGUAAAGUGGCGGUCAAUUUUGGUAAUUCCAAAGCGGAUGAUUGGAUUGAUUUGAGUGAGCUGAAUCGGGACAAUUCAAAGCAAGAGCAGCAGCAACAAAAGUUGACUUUUAUUGAUCACGUCUCAAAAGACAAACUCGUUCGAGGACCUGUUGCUCCAUCAAGCAAAAACGAAUGCACGGUUUUGAUGAUGGUUGGUUUGCCUGGUGUUGGUAAGACGACAUGGGUACGUCAAUAUCUGAAAGAUCAUCCUCAUGAACAAUGGACAUUGAUCAGUACGGAUGUGAUUCUUGCAGCGAUGAAAAUAAAUGGUGUUGCCAGAAGUCGGGUGCAUCAGGGUCGUUGGGAUAUGGUGAUGGGUUUAACGGCAAAGGCGUUAACACGUUCUUUACAUUUGGCAUGUCGGCGGCGACGCAAUUAUAUUAUCGAUCAGACGAACGUUUCUAAAGAUGCCAGGCGCAAAAAACUUUCGCAGUUUAAAGAUUUUCAGCGUAAGUGUGUCGUGAUAAUACCAAAGGAAGAGGAGAUGUUGAAUCGUCAAAUAAGACAGUCACGCGCUGAUGGCUUUGGACAGAUACCCGUUGAAGCUAUGCUUGAGCUGAAAGCCACAUUCACCAUUCCGAACAUUGAAACCGAGCCAAUUGAAGAUGUUUAUUUCGUUGAACCUCCAAUUGAAAGGAUCAGUGAUGCCAUUGAAAUUGUCAGAAGAUUUAACGAGGAGGCCAGACCGUGGUGCCAGAAGAAACGUGGUCGAAGGGGUGGUGGUGGUGGUGGUGGUGGUGACAAUAGACGUUCGUAUGGAUCUCGUUCGAAUGAAAAUAGACAAUUCUCGUUCAAUUCAAAUCGUCGACAUUCAUCAGAUUCUGGUGCUCCAAAACAAUCAUCCCACGCACAACCAAGGCCAAAGGAAGGAUACUGCGGCUUCGGUGGAGCAAUGCCGCCAUCAAUGGUACCGACGUCCACUCUUUGGGCGGAACACAAAAGCACUUCUAACUAA
Messenger RNA from Anisakis simplex (herring worm), 4683 nucleotides. Lineage: Eukaryota; Metazoa; Nematoda; Chromadorea; Rhabditida; Anisakidae. The record is from the annotation of a GenBank genome assembly.